UGUUUUCAAAGUUUUGUUUCUUGAUGGUUUCUUGAAUUUUAAUAAUUUAAGCAGUGAUUCAAUUCACCAAGAUUUUAAAAGCGAAUUAACUAGGUAUCAGAAGAAUAGAUAUUAGUGAAACAAAAUGGCAGAUAAAGACGACUUCGAAGAUAGCCAGUAUCCCGACAACGACGAAUACGUCCCGUACGUGACAGCCGGUAACCUAGCACAAAGGAAUGGCGCCAAAGUAAGUCUCUGGGGAAAAGUUACCAAAGUUUCCGCUAGCGAGGGGUUCUACGUGAGAACGGUUGAUGACCAAGAGAUUCUUAUAAGGCUCAAAAAGCCACUGAGUGAGCCUUUGGAAGGUUGGUACGAGAUUCACGGAGUUUCUCAAGGAAAGAGUGUAAUUUGUGAUGAAUAUGUUCCAUUUUCGGGUGAUAUGGCCAAGAAUAUUGAUGUAGAAGGUCAUAAAAGUUUGGCGAAGCUGCUGGGAGCAUUAGAUGACCCUUGGAAUUUAGGGGAAGACUCAAGUGCUAUGCAAGGUGUCACCGCUAUGGAUGAGAACUUUUGAAUCUGUUCUACCUUUGCUUUGUUACAUAGUCCUAUUUAAGUUUGUAUAAUAUGCUUUGAUAAGUUAUAAUAUAAGUACUAUUUUUUGUAA
Molecule: messenger RNA, 640 nt
Organism: Maniola jurtina (meadow brown)
Lineage: Eukaryota; Metazoa; Arthropoda; Insecta; Lepidoptera; Nymphalidae
Gene: Rpa3
Exons: 1
Coding region: 125-550 (141 amino acids)
Biological process (GO): DNA recombination; DNA repair; DNA replication
Cellular component (GO): nucleus
Molecular function (GO): DNA binding
Source: RefSeq, a predicted model, not a curated record